Rotaria sp. Silwood2 is the source of this 486-nucleotide messenger RNA. The record is from the annotation of a GenBank genome assembly. Lineage: Eukaryota; Metazoa; Rotifera; Eurotatoria; Philodinida; Philodinidae.
AUGAUUAUAACUAUUGAUAUUGAACAACAAAAUAAUGUAUCAAUUGCAGCAUCAUUUAUACCAUUUUUUCAUUCAAAUCAUUUCGAUAUACACUUAGCAUUACCAAAAAAUGAUGAUGAUGAUGAUGAUGAUGAUGAUGAUAAUGAACAUGAAAGAGUUUUUCAACAAGUUCGUCAAAGUGCAAGACGUAUUGAUCAAACACAUUAUGAAAAUAUUAAUAAAAGAAAAUUUUCGACAGAUAAUGAAAGUACAAAUAAAAAAUCAAAACAAUGUUCGGAAUGUUCAAAAUCAUUUUUAAAUCGAACAAGUCUUAUUCAUCAUCGUCAACAUGAACAACAUCAUCAAGUUAAAUCUAGUAAAUCAACAUUACGUCCUGGUUCAUCAACACAAAAUCUACUUGAACGUCGUCGUCAUGUUACAGAUACAUCAUCACUUAGUUAUUGUUCAAUAAAAUUUGUUCUUUCAAAUGAAUUUCUUCAUGAAUAA